Molecule: messenger RNA, 1824 nt
Organism: Suncus etruscus (white-toothed pygmy shrew)
Lineage: Eukaryota; Metazoa; Chordata; Mammalia; Eulipotyphla; Soricidae
Gene: STK25
Product: serine/threonine kinase 25
Exons: 12
Coding region: 171-1451 (426 amino acids)
Biological process (GO): protein phosphorylation
Molecular function (GO): protein kinase activity; ATP binding
Source: RefSeq, a predicted model, not a curated record
GCCGCCGCCGCCGCCGCUGCUGCUGCUCGGGCUAGAGGCCCGAGCGUCCCCGGAGGGCGGAGGCUGCGGGUGGGAGCCUGCGCGGGCGCUAAAGAGCGGGCCGGGGGAGACCGGGAUGGAGCCCCGCGGAGUGGACUGAAGAAGCAUCGUGGAUGUCCUGAGCGGCAGCUAUGGCUCACCUCAGGGGAUUUGCCACGCAGCACUCGCGUGUGGACCCCGAGGAGCUCUUCACCAAGCUGGAGCGCAUUGGCAAGGGCUCCUUUGGGGAAGUGUUCAAAGGCAUCGACAGCCGCACCAAGGAGGUGGUAGCCAUCAAGAUCAUUGACCUGGAGGAGGCCGAGGAUGAGAUCGAGGACAUUCAGCAGGAGAUCACAGUGCUGAGCCAGUGCGACAGCCCCUACAUCACCCGCUACUUCGGCUCCUACCUGAAGAGCACAAAGCUGUGGAUUAUCAUGGAGUACCUGGGUGGUGGCUCUGCACUAGACCUGCUGAAACCAGGACCCCUGGAGGAAACCUACAUCGCCACCAUCCUUCGGGAAAUCCUCAAGGGCCUGGACUACCUGCACUCGGAGCGCAAGAUCCACCGUGACAUCAAAGCUGCCAAUGUGCUGCUCUCGGAGCAGGGUGAUGUGAAGCUGGCAGACUUCGGGGUGGCUGGUCAACUCACUGACACACAGAUCAAGCGGAACACUUUCGUGGGAACCCCGUUCUGGAUGGCCCCCGAGGUCAUCAAGCAGUCUGCCUACGACUUCAAGGCCGACAUCUGGUCGCUGGGCAUCACGGCCAUCGAGCUGGCCAAGGGCGAGCCACCCAACUCAGACCUGCACCCCAUGCGUGUCCUGUUCCUCAUCCCCAAGAACAGCCCACCCACGCUCGAAGGCCACCACAGCAAGCCCUUCAAGGAGUUUGUGGAGGCCUGCCUUAACAAGGACCCCCGAUUCCGGCCCACGGCUCGGGAGCUUCUGAAGCACAAGUUCAUCACGCGCUACACAAAGAAGACGUCCUUCCUUACCGAGCUCAUCGACCGCUAUAAGCGUUGGAAGUCCGAGGGCCAUGGCGGGGAGUCCAGCUCUGAGGACUCCGACAUUGAUGGAGAUGCUGAGGACGGGGAGCAGGGCCCCAUCUGGACCUUCCCACCCACUAUCCGGCCCAGCCCACACGGCAAACUGCACAAGGGGACAGCCCUGCUAGGAACCCAGAAGCCUGCAGAGCCGGUCAAGCGGCAGCCUCGGUCCCAGUGCCUGUCCACACUGGUGCGGCCUGUCUUUGGGGAGCUAAAGGAGAAGCACCGGCAGAGUGGUGGUGGCGUAGGUGCCCUGGAGGAGCUGGAGAAUGCCUUCAGCCUGGCUGAGGAGUCCUGCCCUGGUAUCUCGGACAAGCUGAUGGCACACCUGGUGGAGCGGGUGCAGAGGUUCUCCCACAACAGAAACCACCUGACGUCCACCCGCUGAGCCUGAGCCACAGCCCUGGGGAGUGGCCUGAGUGCGUUGAGGCUGUGGCCUCACCAUGUGGCCAUGGCAGGUCACUGUGCUGAGGGCCCUGCCCCACCAGCCCCUGGGAGUGUCUCCGCAGCCAUGGCCCUCAGGCCUGGGAGUGGUCAGCCCACAGGUCUGCCCCCCACCGCCCUCGCCAGGUCACCCUUGCCGGCUGGUUUCUGCCUCGUGGUGUUGGCUCAGGUGCCGUGUGUCUGCCGUGCUCGUGUUGGCCAGAAUGUGGUUUUUUAAGAGAACUGAACUCCCUUCGUCCCUUGUAGCCUGUCUGUUAGUUUUCCUAGAACAUGGGCAGCUCCUGCCACUCUGAAUAAAGACCUGAAUUGAAGACACA